AUGCGUUGCUAUGUCAUGGCAUCUACACUUCUGGUCGGCAUGCUUGGUAUUCUGCUCGUGCGCCAACUCCCAUACGCAAAUAAGGGAGGCCGCCUGGUAGGAAUUUGGCUGUCCUUUACCUUCGGUUGCGGGUUCCCUCUAAGCCUGAGUAUCAUCUCGAGCAACUUCGCUGGAUACACCAAGAAAACCACCGUUGCGGCCAUCUUGUUCAUGGGCUACUGCGCCGGAAACAUUGGUGGACCGAUGGUUUUCAAGGCACAAGAAGCUCCACACUACCAGUCCGCGUAUGCAGCCAUCCUUUCGUGCUUCUGCAUUGGUAUUGCCACUAUCCUCGGUCUCCGCUUCUACAUGUCGUCGGAGAACAUGCGUCGCGACCAGGCGCAAGGAUGCGUUAUUGACCCUGAGGCCAAGACCGAUUCGAACGACGAGCUCACUAGGGAAGCCGAAGAAGAAGAAGAACGGGGAAAUCUCGACGUGGAUGUUUCAGACUGGGUGAAUAAGAGUUUCAGAUAUUGCUUGUGA
Molecule: messenger RNA, 522 nt
Organism: Phaeoacremonium minimum UCRPA7
Lineage: Eukaryota; Fungi; Ascomycota; Sordariomycetes; Togniniales; Togniniaceae
Product: putative vitamin h protein
Exons: 2
Coding region: 1-522 (173 amino acids)
Biological process (GO): tripeptide transport; dipeptide transport; allantoate transport
Cellular component (GO): plasma membrane
Molecular function (GO): allantoate transmembrane transporter activity; dipeptide transmembrane transporter activity
Source: RefSeq, a predicted model, not a curated record